CUCGCUUUACUCUGACAUGGUAUCAGAGCCACGUCGAUUCAAGGCUUGAUUUUUUUUUGUUGAUUAGUGAUCUUGGCGCAGCAGACGGAUCGAAGCAGCAGUCACGUUCGGAAGAAGGUUGCAGCUGAGGGUCCUAAGAUUUGUUCUUGAGGUGUGUUCUUGCGCAGUUGGUGAUCACAAAUCCAGUUGGUGUUUGCGAGAAUGGAUUCGAACAAGGCGGAUACGAUCGCAACUAAGUUUGAUGGGAAAAACUUUCCCUUGUGGGAGUUUCAAUUUCGGAACUACAUAGCAGGUAGGAAAUUAACGUCGGUCUUGAUGGGGGAAUCGAAGGCACCUGGUGCGGACUCUACCCAACAACAGAAGGAUGACUGGGCUGCUCUCAACGCCCAGGUUGUGACCGCUCUCCUGGGAUCGCUGGAUGUGCAGACAGCACUAAGCCUCCGUCGAUUCGAGACAGCUCACGAGAUGUGGAAGCAUAUUUGCGGUACGUACUCUCAGGCGAAUACCUCUCGUUUGUAUGAAUUGGAAAUGGAAAUGGCUAGCCUUGCUCAAGGUGAUAGGGAUGUACGAGGGUAUUAUAAAGAUUGCUUGCACGUCUGGACCGAGUAUGACCUGGUUACAGCCUCGCUGUUGCCUGGGGAUGAGUUAGUUGGGAUUCAGAAGGAAAGGACAAGGACUCGUGUUAUGAAUUUCUUGAUGAAAUUGAGGCCUGAGUUUGAGCCUAUUCGAGCCUCACUAAUUCAUAGAGGGGUUACCAAUCUUGAGGAAGUUGUGGCUGAACUGAUUCGAGAAGAAACUAGGCUCAAAAGUCAAGCACAAAUUGAUCACGGAUCAUCGGAAUCAGCCUUUGCUGUUGGACGUUCAAGUAACUCUACUAGACCCAAAUUUGGCCAACAAGGCUCGGGUGAAGUUGUUUGCCAUUAUUGCCAAGAAUCAGGCCACGUCCAAAUUCAUUGCAGGAAAAGGAACUAUUGCAACUACUGCAAAAAGGCAGGACACAUCGUGUUAGAGUGUCCAACCUUGCGCAAACAAGGCAAACCCAUUCGCUUCCCCAACCAAGGAGCAGCUGGCGCGGGAAACGUGGCUCCUCAUCCUGUUCCUUCGCGUGCUGCAAAGGCAGCCUAUGCUGUGACCACUUCUCAGCCUGCUGAUGGGAAUUCAUCACAAUACAAUGGCGGGUCCUCUUUAACUCCUGAUCAGAUCCGGAAAAUGGUGCAAGAGGCCUUGAAUGAGGCGUUGAACUCUGCCUUUGCUACGGGUGUCACGUCGGGUAAGUAUCCUCGUUGGUUGAUUGAUUCGGCAGCCUUUAAUCAUAUGACCUCUGUUCGCUCUAUGUUUGAUAAGCUACAGCCUGCUGCUAGUAUGAACCUUCGAGUAGCGAAUGGUGAUCAGGUGGCGGUUAAUGGUCGUGGCACCAUCUCUUCUCCUGCCAUUACCCUUCCGGAUACUCUAUACGUUCCUGGUCUUCUCCCUAGUUUGGUUUCUGUUGGGCAGCUGACUGAGGAAGGUUGCAAUGUGACUUUUAACUCAAAUGGUUGUGUGGUACAGGACAAGAGGACGGGGACGGUGAUAGGGACAGGAAGUAAACGGGGACGUCUCUUUGUGCUGGACGAUCUGAAGGAAGCUGCAAUUGCAAAGGGGUCUGAAAGUCCAGGGGGUGAGAGGGAACGUAUGCAUGGGCUGCAUGCACACGUGGAAGAUUCGGCAGCGGCAGUUACGGCAGUGAAGUCCAGCGCAGAGAAGCUGUUCGGGGUUUCGACGGAUUCUGUUGAUGAUUUAGCUAUUAAUUCAGUUGGUUUGCUUUCGAAUAAGAAUAUUUCAGUUUGGGAUUUGUGGCAUUGCCGGUUGGGUCAUCCCAAUUCGGCUAGAUUGUUGACGAUGUUUAGGCAGAACUUAUUACCGGGGAAAUUUGAGCAUUCUGUGGGCUCUCAGUCGGAUUGUGUGAGCUGUAUUGAAGCGAAAGCUUCCCAGAACUCGUUUGAGUCCAGUGAGACAGUUUAUGCAGAAUCAUUUGAUUUAAUUCAUACAGAUUUAUGGGGUCCGUCGCCAGUGACAUCUCGUAUGGGAUAUCGCUACUUUGCUUUGUUUGUAGAUCACAAGACGAGGUAUACCUGGAUUUACUUUCUACGACGGAAAUUGGAAUUGUGUUCGUUGGUUAAAGAGUUUGUUCAGCUGAUCAAAACACAAUUUGGGAAAACCAUUAAGACUAUUCGUUCCGAUACAGGUGGAGAGUUCAUCAAGCAAGAAUUACUUGAUUUCUAUAAGUCUGAAGGCAUUUUGACUCAACUGUCGUGUCCCGGUGUUUCGCAGCAAAACGGGCUCGUCGAAAGGAAGCACAGACAUGUAUUGGACCUCACGAGGGCUUUGCUUUUUCACUCGCAUGUGCCGAGCGGCUACUGGGUUGAGGCAGUUCAUACUUUUAUAUAUCUCAUCAACAGACAGAUCACUCCGACAUUGGGGCAAAUUUCACCGUAUCAGAUGCUCUUUGAUCGUCCGCCCGAUUAUUCUCGUUUGAGGGUUUUCGGCUGCACAUGUUUUGUUCUCUUGCCAAGGGCAGAACGUCAUAAGCUCUCUCCAAAGACUGUUCGGUGUGUUUUCGUUGGGUACAGCGAAAAACAUAAAGGGUAUUGUUGUUACGAUCCGAUCGGCAAGCGCAUGCGUAUUGCGUAUCAUGUGUUGUUCCUUGAGCAUGUUAUGUACUACUCACUGUCUUCCCAGGACAAGCAAUCCCAUGCGGCAUCUUUGGAAUUUUUGAAGUUUGUGCCUGACCUUGUGGAGUUGUCGUUGUCGAGUGAGCAUGGGAGUCAGGGAGGGAAUUUGACACCUGAUGAUAAUGUGACACUUCAUGAUACCUCUCAUACUCCCUCGACGCCAGCUGGUACUUCGGUGUCUACGUCCAGUUCCUCUAGUUCCUCCCAUGAAGGGGAAUCUUCUUCUCCUGCGAAUAGUGGAACGGGCACUAGCUUGAUGGGCAGCAACUCGAGCUCGUCGGGUUCCUCCUCGUCUAGGCUUUCGACAAAUGAGGAGGAUGGGGCAGCAGAUGAAAUUGAAAUAUCAAGUGGAGAAGGAGACGACCAGAAUCAUGGGGUUGUUGUUCCUAGGCGCUCUAGUCGUAGUACCUUGGGACAACCUCCCUUGAGAUUACAUGACUACGUGGGUUAUGCUACCACCCCAAUCUUUAUCCCAACAACUUAUGCACAAGCAGUGGGUCACCCAGAAUGGGAAAAGGCAAUGCAGGAGGAGAGCAAUGCGCUUGAUGCCAAUCAUACGUGGGAGUUGGUACCGAGAACACCAGAGAUGUCAGUCAUCAGCAGUAAGUGGGUAUAUAAUAUUAAAAUGAACCCAGAUGAUACGAUCGAAAGGUUUAAGGCCAGGGUUGUAGCAAGAGGAUUCUUACAGGAGUAUGGAAUUGAUUAUAAUGAGACGUUUGCCCCAGUGGUUAAGAUGCAAACUGUUCGUUGUGUCUUUGCAGUUGCAGCAAUGCGGAAUUGGCCACUGUUUCAACUGGACGUGAAGAAUGCUUUUUUGCACGGUGAUUUAAAGGAAGUCAUAUAUAUGGAGAGGCCACCAGGAUAUACCAAGGGUUCGGCGGACAUGGUUUGUAAACUGGUUCGUUCGCUUUACGGUCUCAAACAGGCACCUCGUGCUUGGUUUGAGAAAUUUCAUGGAGUUAUAGUGCAACUUGGUUUUGAGCAGAGCCAGAAUGACCCAUCAUUAUUUGUUCGGAAUACUGUUGAUGGGAUAGUGGUUCUGCUUAUUUAUGUCGAUGAUAUGAUAAUUACUGGGAGUGAUUCAGAGGGUAUUCAGGAAUUGAAAAGGUCGCUUCAUGGGGCAUUUAAACUGAAAGAUCUUGGCAAUGUGUCAUAUUUUUUGGGUUUGGAGGUUCAACGAUCUUCACAGGGAGUCUUUGUGUCACAGAAGAAGUAUAUGGCAGAUUUACUUGAGACGGCACACUACACAGACUGCAAGCCGUGUACAACCCCAAUGGAACAGAAUCUCAAGCUAACUAGGGACAGUGGAGAUUUAAUGGAAGAUCAGUCCCUAUACCGCAGCUUAGUAGGAAGCUUGAUUUAUCUAACUCAUACUAGACCCGACAUUUCUUAUGCUGUGCAGGUGGUGAGUCAAUUUCUGGGAGUUGCACGGAGCCAACACUUGGACGCAGUUCACAGAAUCCUGCGAUAUCUCAAGCAUACACAAGAAGUUGGCCUAUUUUUCCCUUCAACAGGUGAAGAAGUCCUAGAGGCCUUUGCAGACGCCGACUAUGCAGGAUGCCCUGACACACGGAAAUCGACCUCAGGUUGGUGUGUUAGAGUAGGAAGGUCACUUGUAUCAUGGCGCUGUAAAAAGCAGGAUCGGGUUUCUAAGUCAUCCACAGAAGCAGAGUAUCGUUCGAUGUCAGACGUUAGUUCUGAAUUGGUUUGGCUGCAGAGAUUGCUGAAGGAGUUGGGUGUUAACUGCAAAGUUCCUAUGCAGUUGUAUGGCGAUAAUACAAGUGCGAUUCAGAUUGCUCUCAACCCAGUUUUACAUGAUCGCACAAAGCAUAUAGAGGUCCAUGUUCACUACAUUAGACAGUUGGUGACAGAAGGAAGAAUAUAGUUGAGUUAUCUGUCAACCGAAGAUCAACCCGCAGACAUUUUGACUAAGGCAUUAGCUUCUAGUAGACAUUGGUACCUAUCAGCCAAAUUGAUGUUGCGCACCCGACAUCAAUUUGAGGGAGGGUGUUAAUUUUAGGUACCUUUGUGUAAUUUACCAGCCUUAGUCAUUAGGGUUUUGCAUGGCCUCUAUAUAUAGUGUUGUUUUGUACAGCCGCUUAAUUUCUGUAAUAAAGAUUGACUUUGGAG
Messenger RNA from Linum trigynum, 4841 nucleotides. The record is from the annotation of a GenBank genome assembly. NCBI's taxonomy places the organism in Eukaryota, Viridiplantae, Streptophyta, Magnoliopsida, Malpighiales, Linaceae.